Messenger RNA from Rana temporaria (common frog), 1712 nucleotides. RefSeq names its product metaxin 2 (gene MTX2). The transcript has 10 exons. Bases 54 to 884 code for a protein of 276 amino acids. Gene Ontology annotation, biological process: mitochondrion organization. NCBI's taxonomy places the organism in Eukaryota, Metazoa, Chordata, Amphibia, Anura, Ranidae. The record is from RefSeq and is a predicted model, not a curated record. Gene Ontology annotation, cellular component: SAM complex.
CCUGUUUUUGUGACCUUAACCUUGCAUGUGGAGAGGGGGAAUUCCAGACAGCCAUGUCUCUGGUUACCGAUGCCUUUGUGUCGCAGAUCGCAGCCGUGGAACCAUGGCCUGAAAAUGCUACUCUUUAUCAGCCGAUGAAAGGUGAACAAGUUCUGCUUUCUGACAAUGCAUCCUGUCUUGCUGUCCAGGCCUUCUUACAAAUGUGCAAUCUGCCAGUCCAGGUGGUUUGUAGGGCAAACGCUGAAUAUAUGUCUCCAUCUGGAAAAGUUCCUUUUAUCCAUGUUGGGAAUCAAGUAAUAUCAGAACUGGGACCAAUAGUACAAUUUGUAAAAGCCAAGGGCCAUUCCCUCAGUGACGGUUUGGAUGACGUCCAGAGAGCAGAGAUGAAAGCCUACAUGGAACUGGUUAAUAACAUGCUAUUGACAGCAGAGUUAUAUAUUCAGUGGUGUGAUGAAGCUACACUAGAGGAGAUCACUCAGCCCCGGUAUACCUCGCCGUAUUCAUGGCCACUCAAUGCCAUCCUAGUUCUUCAAAAGAAAUGGGAAAUUAAGAGGAAAAUGAAAGCCAUUGGCUGGGCUGGGAAGACACUGGAACAGGUUUAUGAGGAUGUAGAUCAGUGCUGCCAGGCCUUAUCUCAGAGGCUAGGAACCCAGCCCUAUUUCUUUAAUAAACAACCCACUGAGCUGGAUGCUCUGGUAUUCGGACAUCUGUUCACAAUCCUCACCACUCAGCUGACUAACGAUGAACUCCAUGAAAAAGUCAAGAAUUACAGCAACUUGAUUUCCUUCUGCCGAAGAAUUGAGCAGAACUAUUUUGAAGACCACGACAGGGACAGUUCCACUGGCUCUUCCAUGAGAUUAUCCAAAGGUCCAGCACUGCCUUAGAGUUUCUGUUAUGUUUUUUUUUGUGGGGGGGCACGUUAUGGGAAUGAGAAUAAAAAUGUUUUGUAAAGUUUACUAUGUGCAUACAGUGACUGGCCCUUCACAUGGCAAACAAAGCACCCUUAGAACCAGACUGUAUCUGCAUCAUAAUAAAUUUAGGACAACUGAAUGAAGAGUACACUUCCUUCUUUUUGAUCUUACCCCAAGCCCCUGACCAAGACUUAUACAGAUGUAGCAAACAGUGGCUUUAAUUCCUGACAGCAGAAGAACAAAGGACAGCUCAUUUGCAUUACACUCCAGGGAUCACAGUCCCCAAAUGCUAGUUACAUGAUGCAGUAGGGCUAGUUAAACUACUGUUUUCGGGGGUUUAACAAGGAUGAUCUCAGAAAAUCUGUGUGUUUACAAGGUGAUUAUCCCCUGUAACAGAUUAGCAUUCCAAAGAUGAGAGUGUAAAGUUAAUCCAGUUAAGUAACCAACUUCUCUUUUUUCCCUGUUGAGUUUUGCUAUAAGAAAUGUGUAUUAUUAUUGCUUACACUACUUCCUUUGAAACAAAGCCAUUUGGUGUCUAUUCCUUGACAUCUAUUGGAGAGGUUUGCAUCAGGUCUGCUUUGUCCAGCAUCCUCCUCCCUUUAAUCUAAAUGGGCUCACACAUUAGGUAACCAUCACCCAAACAUGCCCGUUUGAUGAGACUCAGCAGAGACUGGAUUAUUUUUUUCUGUAUCUUCCUAUUUCAACAUAUACUGAUGGAAUGUGUGCGUGUUGUGGGAGGUCUAUCUGUUGGGUUAAUGCAUAUGUCUGGGCCAAAUAUAAAAUAAAUAUAUAUUUCGUGCA